Molecule: messenger RNA, 294 nt
Organism: Fomitopsis serialis
Lineage: Eukaryota; Fungi; Basidiomycota; Agaricomycetes; Polyporales; Fomitopsidaceae
Exons: 2
Source: RefSeq, a predicted model, not a curated record
CGUGCCUGCACAGGUACCGUUUAUGUAUUGGUUCUCAUCGUCAUGAGGAACCUCAGAGCGAGGUUAGGCUCAAUGGACGGUCACACGGCCUGUUAUAUAGCCAAUAUGUUGAGAUGGCCGGACGAUACUCCGCCUGGUCUUGGGGUAAAAAACAUGAUUGUCCCUGCCAUAGCGCUGCUACAAAAGCACUUCCCGCUUCCAUUGCAAGACUUGUUUACGGUGUCCUCCCUGCUCCCGGACGGGGAGGCGAACAACGUGGUCUGCGGAAAUCUCGAAAUCUCAGACAUAUUUUUU